This is a messenger RNA of Bombyx mori (domestic silkworm), 4424 nucleotides long. It is a transcript of the gene Tat, whose product is annotated as tyrosine aminotransferase. The coding region runs from base 1433 to 2761 and encodes 442 amino acids. Gene Ontology annotation, molecular function: pyridoxal phosphate binding; L-tyrosine:2-oxoglutarate transaminase activity. The record is from RefSeq and is a predicted model, not a curated record. Gene Ontology annotation, biological process: L-phenylalanine catabolic process; L-tyrosine catabolic process; biosynthetic process. Lineage: Eukaryota; Metazoa; Arthropoda; Insecta; Lepidoptera; Bombycidae. The transcript is spliced from 6 exons.
GGACUUUUUGGCGGAAACGCGAGGAGUGAAGUUGUGUGAUUUGUUUUAUUUUGUCUAUUUAGUGUUUCUUCAGGUUUAAAUGUGUAAUAAUGGUGGUUUAUUAACUGUUUAAUAUCUAUGAAAGUGCACAAAUGUGGGAAAAUGAAACAAAGCUGCUGGACGUAACUUCUCGGGUUCCUCCAAAAAGUCCACUGAAAAAAUCUCAGUAAAUGAUCACCAUUUUACUGAGAUUAUAUUUCAUCCCAUUUCAUUUCAUUUAAUUUCAUCCCAGUUGAUUAAUGUCUCAAAUUAAUCAUCUUCAUUUCAUUUCACUCCAUAUUAUCAUUUUUCAUAAAAAUAUGAAUAUAAAUUAAAAUAAGACAUGACUUAAAGGUCUCAGUUACCAGGUCAUAAAACCACUUAAAAAAAAAGCUUCCCGUCAAAUACUAAGUGUAUUAUCUAUGGCUUCGCGAGAUAGCAUAGACCAUGGAGUUAAUGGACUUUUUGGCGGGAACGCGAGAAGUGAAGUUGUGUGAUUUGUAUUAUUUUGUCUAUUUAGUGUUUCUUCAAGUUUAAAUGCUGUAAUAACGAUGGUUUAUGAACUGUUUAAUAUCUGUAAAAGUGCACAAAUUUGGGAAAAUGAAACGCAGCCGCUGCACGUAACUUCUUGGGAUCCUCCAAAAAGUCCACUGAAAAAAUCUCAGUAAAUGACCACAAUUUUACUAAGAUUAAAUUUCAUCCCAUAUCAUCUCAUCUCAUUCAAUUUAAUUUCAUUCCAGUUGAUUAAUGUCUCAAAUGAAUCAUCUUCAUUUCAUUUCAUUUCAUUUCACUCCUUAAUAUAAUUUUUCACAAAAUAAGAAUUUUAAUAAUAAUAAGACAUGACUUAAAGAUCUUAGUUACCAGGACAUAAAAUCCCUUAAAAAAACCAUGGGGUUAAUAAGUAAAACUAAAAAAAAAAUACACUAACUUAGCAACACUGCUUUUUGUUUGUAAUAUGUGCGUUUUUCCUUACAUCUAUUGAUGUUUAAAAAUAAAUUUUAAAUUACAGACGUCGUUUGGUGGGUAGAGCCCUAAAACAUCCUUGGACCCGCCGCAGUCUGUUCACAACAUCUGCAGGCCGUCAAGUCCAACAUACCGAUUCUAAACAGUUAGAAAGCCGCCCUUAUUUAUACAUUGAAACCUGAAAAAACACUAAAGUAACAAAACAAAUCAAUUUAAACAACUUCACUCCUCGCGUUCCCGCCAAAAAGACUGAUUAGAGGUGAUCGGUUCAUCGUUACUAUGCUUAGCAAACGGACAUUAGCUUCUUCUGAGUUUCGCGACUCGGAGAGCCUGGGCUCGUCAAACGCCACAGUUUCAAUACAAAAGUGAGGCGUAUCGAAAUACGAGCAAUAUUCACAACUCAAGUUUAAGUAUAGCCAGUGGCUUUUAAUAUUCUGCAAUUUUUGUGCCGAUGUCGCGAAGGUCACGGAGAAAUCCUGUAUGGGAGGUGCGAGCUUCAACGUUAGCUCGCAACACACGUAAUUUAAUACGAGAAAUUAUAGAAAAUCUUGAUGUCCAGCCCAACCCUGACAAGCAGCUGAUCGCACUUUCUGUCGGUGAUCCGACGACUUUUGGAAAUUUGAACCCUCCAGAUCAAGUUUUGCAAGCUGUUCGCGAAAGUAUUGAGUGGCACACGAGCAGGGGGUACGGCCCUGCUAAAGGUCACAUAGAAGCCAGGCAGGCGGUUGCUGAAUACAGCGCUCAUCAGGGGCACGUAACCGCUGAAGAUGUAGUGUUGUGUAGUGGUUGUUCACAUGCCAUAGAACUGGCCGUUUCAGUUUUAGCAGAUUCCGGGCAAAACGUUUUGGUUCCUCGACCAGGGUUUAUGAUCUACAAGACGUUGGCAGAAGGUCUAGGAAUAGAUAUCAAAUAUUACAAUUUACUGUCUGAUCAACAAUGGAGGGUCGAUUUAGAUGAUUUGGAAAAUCAAAUAGAUGAUGACACAGCCGCUAUAAUUGUGAUUAACCCAUCGAAUCCUUGUGGAUCCGUGUACAGCAGGGAGCAUUUACAAGAUAUACUAGAAGUAGCAUCAAGGAACCGAUUACCGAUAAUAGCUGACGAAAUAUACGAGCAUUUCGUUUUCUCUGAUCAUGAGUUUAUCUCUAUGUCGGCACUGUCUAAAGAUGUUCCUAUACUAACGUGCAGCGGCCUUACAAAGAGAUUUUUAGUACCCGGUUGGCGCAUGGGUUGGAUUGUCAUACAUGAUAGGAACGACAUAUUCGGAAAGGAAGUGAGGAAAGGACUAAACAAUUUGGCAACACGAAUUCUAGGUCCAAGUACUUUGAUUCAACGAGCUUUACCGACGAUAUUGAAAAAUACACCUCAAAGUUUUUUCGAUGAAGUCGUAUUAUUUAUAGAGAACCAAGCAAAAUUGGCUUACAAGGAAUUAGUACUCGCGCCAGGAUUACGCCCAAUAAUGCCUCAAGGUGCCAUGUACAUGAUGAUCGAAAUAAAAACAAACAAGUUUCCGGAAUUCAAAAACGAACUUCAAUUUGUGGAGAGGUUGAUGUCCGAACAAUCGGUAUUCUGUUUACCUGGACAGUGCUUUGAAUUUCCCAACUACAUGAGGAUCGUCUUGACGGUACCAGAAGAGAUUUUACGAGAAGCAUGUCGUAGGAUAAUAAUAUUUUGUCAAGAGCAUGUAGUUUCAAGAGAAAAAAUUCUGGAAAUUGAUGAAAAUGUCGUUGUUUCGAGCGAAGCUGAGAUAAUACGAAAGAAAAGCUUAACGACAGUGACCUAAGCCUACACAUUGUAAUAAUAUUCAAUACAUAUUUUGUGAUAAUGAAACUUGUAAGCAGUAACAAACACAUCUUACUUAAAAAUCGUAAUGACUUGUAGGUCGAAAUUCAUUUCUUACUAGCGACCUGCCCUCGCUUCGCUUCGCUAUCAAUGGCGGAUCCAGGGGGAGGGUCAUGGGGGUCAUGACCACCCCCUGAGCUGGGUCCAGGACUUAGGUGGACCACUAAUUGAAUAUAAUGAUUUUAUUUAUAUAUUUUGUCACCAUACAGAUUUUAUGUAACUACAUACCUUCAAUAUUUAAUUAAUUUAAUAUAAUAUAAUAAUUUUGUAUAAUGGCAAACGUUUGGGAACGAACGCAUCUAAAUUUGACUAUGUGACUCCCUCCUGGCGCCAAAGCUGGAUCUGCCCUUGUUCGCUAUCAUUUAUUAUUGAUUUUAUUAAAUUUUCUUUUAUACAAAUCUGAACCUGAGAAAAUGAUGUAAUAUAGGAUAUUGUAUAGCGGAUUGUUUUUAGUACCACUAUUAAGUUCUACCACGUAGCUCUCAAAACACAUUGUCAGCACUGCCAUUCCCCUAUCCCCUAUAUAUUGCCUAGUCACUUCUGGCUGCUUCUGGCAAUUCGUAGAGUUACAAAUGUACUUUACGCCCUUUCAAUUGAUACACCGUUUCAAUUGAAGCCCACCAACGUAUUUUGCAACAGACAGGUGUUGGUAAAAGUUCAUUGUUUUUCAAUAUACUAACCUUGAACGUUGAAUAAAAUUUGCUUUUAAAGCUUCAAAUGACGUCAUUUGAAAGCAAUAAUAAUUAUUGUAUUGCUGGAUACGAGUCAAAAAAUGCUUAGAAUCUGGUUUAUUUCCAAUGAAUGUCCCGUUUCCAAAGCAAUGAAUGUGGCUCCGGUGGCGGUACCAAUUGCGUCAAUUUGACUUGACCGCUCGUACAACACUAUCCAGGAGCUUUAUUUUUAUACUUAAAUGCCUUGAAAUAUUGGCACACAACAUUUAUUGGUCCAAUAGCAACCGGUUUGUGAACUGUGAAAUUCAGUUUUUUUACAUCCUCGUAUUUUAUCAGUAACCUUCUCCUGGCAGUAAGAAACACAACAAAAAAAGAAUUUGCGCAAUCGGUCCAGCCAUUCGGGCGUGAUGUCAUGACCAAGAGAAAUAAGGAUUCAUUUUUAUAUAUACAUAUAUAGAUUUGUUGGUUAAAGAAUUUGAAUAAGAAAUUAUUAGAACAGUGAAAUUAGGCUCAAUAAAUAAGUAGUUUUUUUUUUAAUUUGACGUAAUGUCACAUUUACCACUGCUCUAGUUGGGAACAAAUAAAUCAAAGAAUAGUUUAUUGUACAUAAUAAAAGUCUGGUAAAUCAUCUAACUACAUACUCGUCCAUUGUAAAAGAGAUCUGCAGAAUCUUUGACCAUGGCAUAAAUAUAGAACUUCUAUUCAAGAAGCUAUGGUAAUUUUUAAAUGUGUAGUUUGGUACUGUAGUUAUUUUUUCGAAUUAUCGAGAUCACAGCAUUGUGGUUUUAUUGUUCAGACUUCAGAUUAGCUGCUCAAAAAUAAUGGUUCGGAAAUUAUUACGUUUUACUGUGUUCUGUGAGGGCCAUUUUUUUUUAUUCGAAAUAUAUUUUAAAAUUUUGACUUUUGUUAAUAAAAAAGUGUUUUUAAAACUGA